UUUAAGAAGCAACCGGAAGAAACCUAUAGCUUGCGCCAUCUGCUGGACUACAUAAAUUACCAUAUGUUCUAUUGCUCCUACUCGACUAGUACUGCCUGAAUAGUACUGAGCUUGAUAGGUCAUCGGCUACUCAAGUCUCUCCGUUUACAUUUCCGGCACAGGUCGCAGCUGUACGAAUGUAUUUCGUUGUAGUUGUACUGGAGCCUAGGUUGAUUUAAACACGCACCAAUAGAGAUGUCUACCGCUCUCGAGAGUUACAUUAACCGGACAGUUGCCAUCGUCACAUCAGAUGGCAGGAUGAUUGUGGGGACGCUAAAGGGUUUCGAUCAGACAAUCAACCUCAUCCUGGAUGAAAGCCACGAGCGGGUGUUCAGCUCUUCCCAGGGAGUGGAGCAGGUGGUUCUGGGACUGUAUAUUGUCAGAGGUGAUAAUGUGGCUGUAAUUGGUGAAAUUGAUGAAGAAACAGAUUCUGCGCUGGAUCUUGGAAACAUAAGAGCAGAACCGCUGAAUUCUGUGGUGCACUGAUGCCUCCCAAACAAGGACAGAAAAAUCCACAUUUAGAUGAAUCUCCUAGGAAAUCUGCAGGCAUCGAAAAGCAGCUAUAUUAUUUGCCAUUUUUAAUCUUGAAGAAAAUAGACUGAGUGCAUAUACUUUUUUACAUGUGUUGAAAUAAAAAAGUGGAAAUUAUUUGAUUUAAA
This is a messenger RNA of Pimephales promelas (fathead minnow), 698 nucleotides long. RefSeq names its product LSM8 homolog, U6 small nuclear RNA associated (gene lsm8). Gene Ontology annotation, molecular function: mRNA binding. The record is from RefSeq and is a predicted model, not a curated record. Gene Ontology annotation, cellular component: U6 snRNP; precatalytic spliceosome; U4/U6 x U5 tri-snRNP complex. Gene Ontology annotation, biological process: mRNA splicing, via spliceosome. Lineage: Eukaryota; Metazoa; Chordata; Actinopteri; Cypriniformes; Leuciscidae.